This is a messenger RNA of Paraglomus brasilianum, 139 nucleotides long. Lineage: Eukaryota; Fungi; Glomeromycota; Glomeromycetes; Paraglomerales; Paraglomeraceae. The record is from the annotation of a GenBank genome assembly.
AUAAUCGAUCGAAAGUCCCAACGCUUCGAUAUAAGGGUGUAGGCAAAGAGCAUCGAAGCGUACUGGCUACGCUAUUAUCGAAUCGAAUAAGGCGCGCGGUGCCUCCUUCACCCGUACCCUCUGGCAGCACCAGGAGUCG